AUGUUCGAAACCACCGAAGCAAUUAUAGAUCCAACAGCCAGCCACAGCCGACAGCCAGAAAAGCCGUUCGAAAAUGCUCACGAUCAGCCAAUUUCAUACCGAAAUCUCACUUUCGAAACAGAGGCCCCUUUCCCGUCAGAAACAGGAGACGUGGAGUCCUCUAAUUCAACCCGGCUCAUAUCUCCCUACGACUGGUCCCCGGGGUACAAGAUGUUCAUCACUGGGGUAUCAUGCAUCUCGACAUUAUUCGCGUCCUAUGCAGCAAGCUGCUACAGCCCCGGUGUCCAACAAAUGACGAGGGAGUGGCAUGUCAGCGAAGUGCCUGUUCUCGUUGGCAUCACUACCUUCACCAGCGGCUUCGCCGUGGGACCGAUGUUCCUGGCGCCUUUUUCGGAAAUAUACGGUAGAAAGCCGGUCUUUGUGGCGACGGCAAUACUGUUUGCAAUCUGCCAGCUAUGUUGUUCGGUUACCAGGUCGUUCCCAGGAAUGUUAGUGGCGAGGUUUUUCGCAGGGGUAGGCGGAUCGACAUUCUCGACUAUGGUGGGUGGAAUUGUCGCGGACAUUUAUCACGCGCAGGAUCGAAACACGCCCAUGGCACUUUUCUCAUGGGCGGCGCUCUUCGGAACCGGACUAGGCCCACUGGUCAGUGGCUUCAUCGGACAGUAUACAACGUGGCGCUGGAUAUUUUACGUGCAGAUCAUCAUCGCCGGUUUGAUUUGUGGCGCGGUUAUAUUCUUCUUCCGAGAGACACGCGGCUCUGUCGUGUUGCGCAAGAAAGCCAACUUGUUAAACAAACGAUACGAGGAACUCGAAUCUAGGGGACAGUACGGGAUAUUGGUACCCGAGAAUGAGGCCAGCCCUUGUGAGAAGCCACCGAUCGUACUGCGCGUGAGGUGGAAAAUAGCCGCGGACGAAGAACGAGCCGGUCUUCUGACAAUGCUUCAGACAUCGCUUUUCCGUCCAUUCAAAAUGCUGCUGACAGAACCAGUGGUCUUUUUCUUCUCCCUAUGGGCCGCCUUCAGCUGGUCAGUCCUAUACAUCAAUCUCUCCGUUAUACCGCUGGUAUUCCAAUCAACAUACGAUUUCUCGUUGUCUGAGGCAGACGCAAUAUUCACGGCCUCGUGUGUGGGUACCAUCCUCGCUCUCUUCCUAUCCAUCGGCCAAGAACACCUAGCGUGUCGCUGGAAGGGAUGGAAUUCCGUUCCGGAGCAUAGGCUCUACUUCAGCUGCAUCGAAAGCCUGCUGCUUCCCAUUGGACUCUUUCUAUUUGGAUGGACAGCACAUUACAGUGUCCACUGGAUUGUACCUGCUAUAGGAGUUGGAGUCUCCACGAUGGGGAUUUUCGCCAUCUACCUAGCGGUAUUCAAUUACCUGGCAGAUACCUACCAUCGCUAUGCGAGCUCGGCUCUGGCGGCACAAAGCUUCUGCAGAAACAUGAUGGGUGGCGUAUUUCCGUUGGUUUCGAAACAACUGUUCAAUAACUUAAGUUUCGGACCAGCAGCGAGUCUGUUGGGUGGAAUAGGUGCGGCGUUGACUUUAGUACCGUGGGUCUUGGUAUGGUAUGGGCCACAGAUCCGACGCAAAAGCAAACUAGCGAGGGAGGCCUUUUCCUGA
Molecule: messenger RNA, 1614 nt
Organism: Aspergillus steynii IBT 23096
Lineage: Eukaryota; Fungi; Ascomycota; Eurotiomycetes; Eurotiales; Aspergillaceae
Product: MFS transporter
Exons: 2
Coding region: 1-1614 (537 amino acids)
Biological process (GO): transmembrane transport
Cellular component (GO): membrane
Molecular function (GO): transmembrane transporter activity
Source: RefSeq, a predicted model, not a curated record